AUGGAUGAAAACGAUUUGAAUCCAGAGGGCUCUAUCCCCUCGCUGGACGACGAGGAUAGUGUUUCCGUGGAUGGGUCAGACACGAGUGAUGCAAUGGUCAAUCUGGNUUACAACACACUGGAAUCCCGAGAGGACGAAACGGUUGGCUAUGAGAUGCUCAGUCCGGAACAACUGAUCAAGCACAUGGCUGAUAUAACGGAAGAGGUUGGACAGAUUAUUCAAGUCUCGCCGACCUAUUUACGAUUGUUGUUAGACCAUUUCAAGUGGGACAAACACGCCCUGAUCGAAUGCUAUUUCGAACAUGAUCGAUCGUGGACAUUUUCCCAAGCCUCUCUAAUCGAUCCAGCCACACUACCA
Molecule: messenger RNA, 357 nt
Organism: Echinostoma caproni
Lineage: Eukaryota; Metazoa; Platyhelminthes; Trematoda; Plagiorchiida; Echinostomatidae
Source: the annotation of a GenBank genome assembly